AUGGAAGGUCAAUUUAUUGUAGAUAAAGAAAUUGGUUCAGGUUCCAAUAAAACAAAACCCACCAGGAUUUGGAUUGGUUUCGAUGACGCUUUCUAUGCAGUUGCUGGAUAUCAAAUCCUUGCAAAUGGUCGUAUCGUAUAUUCUCAAGACAACGCAAGAGAAGAAGCAUAUAUAACUUCAAAACUCACAAACUACCGAACAAUAAAGAAAGUAGAUGUUUCUCAAAGGACUCGACAUGAAGAUGUAUGGAGUCAUUCGGGAACAUGCAGAACAGGACAAAUUGUGAGUGCUCCAAUUACAGCAGGAAAAUCAUUUGAUUUUAAGCUUCGUUUACGAAUUCCUGUUAGAAGAUUCCUUCCAUUAGAAGCUAUUCGAUUUAUUCCAGCUUUUGCAGGAAACAUUCAGCUUAAAGUAAAGUUCAGUAGCGACGCCUUACAAUGCACAUCUAUAUCUGUAAAUGAUAUCAUUGCUUUCAAUCCAACUCUUAAAGUUGCAUUUGCUUCAGAUUCAAAUCCACCGACAAAUAAAUUUGUUCCAUGGAAUGAACCAUUCACUAUGAUAACGAAGGCAGUAGAAGCUAGUGGAACAGUUACUAUUACAACUGUAACCCAGCAACUAUUCGAACAAAGAUGGAUUUUAAUGAAUGUUUCAUUCAUCCAAAGUCAUUCUCUUUAG
Messenger RNA from Trichomonas vaginalis G3, 675 nucleotides. RefSeq lists its product as uncharacterized. Lineage: Eukaryota; Parabasalia; Trichomonadida; Trichomonadidae. The record is from RefSeq and is a predicted model, not a curated record. The transcript has a single exon. Bases 1 to 675 code for a protein of 224 amino acids.